AUGUGGUGGUUGAAGAAAGAAGAUAAAGGGAAUGAUGUUUUGGUCCCAGAGACUCCGGAGGCCACCAUCAUUGUAGAAGUUUUUGAUGAGCCUCCACAAAUGGAAGAAGAGGAGAUUGAGAUAAUUGAAAGAGAAGAAAACGAGAUCGCAGUUGAAGAGGUCGGAGAAGCAGAGAUGGAGUUAAUAGCUCCUGACAUUGCAAUGGAGGAAGUCGCCAGAGAUGUGUUGCCAGAAGAGGCCAAGAAGCAAGAGUUGCAGGCAGCUGAGGCAGAGAAGGAAGUCGAAGCUAGAUUGAAGAAGGCAGCAGAGGCUGAGAAGGAAGACGAGAAGAAAAAGAAGAGAAAGGAAAAUAAGCCUCAAGAGGAGGAUUUUAUGGAGGAACACGAGGAGUUUCUUCAUAGUGCAGAUGUUGCUGUAAAUGCGGAGGCACCAUGGGACCAUGUAGAUAGGCUGUCAAAAAGUUGA
Molecule: messenger RNA, 465 nt
Organism: Benincasa hispida (wax gourd)
Lineage: Eukaryota; Viridiplantae; Streptophyta; Magnoliopsida; Cucurbitales; Cucurbitaceae
Source: RefSeq, a predicted model, not a curated record